This is a messenger RNA of Malaya genurostris, 1856 nucleotides long. RefSeq names its product ras-related GTP-binding protein A (gene RagA-B). NCBI's taxonomy places the organism in Eukaryota, Metazoa, Arthropoda, Insecta, Diptera, Culicidae. The transcript has 3 exons. The coding region runs from base 278 to 1342 and encodes 354 amino acids. The record is from RefSeq and is a predicted model, not a curated record. Gene Ontology annotation, molecular function: GTP binding; GTPase activity. Gene Ontology annotation, biological process: cellular response to amino acid stimulus; regulation of autophagy; cellular response to starvation. Gene Ontology annotation, cellular component: nucleus; lysosome; Gtr1-Gtr2 GTPase complex.
AUCACGUUUCCGAGCCUGUGUUGGUGAAAAAUCAGGAUCCGUACAAAAGUCAAAAAGACCAAGAGACAAGACGACGGAGAUUGCAAAAUUUUUAAGAUUUAGAGGAUGAUCGAUAAUAGAAUUACUACCACGGACUAGAUAACCACAUCGUUUUCAGCUUGUGUCAUAGCGCGUUGAAGGAAUUGCAAGGAGUCAUUUGGAACGUGCUGGUUGCUGAAUAUUUGCAUCGUAUCAAAUUUCUUAUUUUGAAGAAACUAAAACGCAGAAGGUCAACAAGAUGAAAAAGAAGGUGUUGUUGAUGGGCAAAAGUGGGUCCGGAAAGACCAGUAUGCGCUCGAUUAUUUUUGCCAACUACAUUGCUCGGGACACUAGAAGACUAGGAGCGACAAUCGAUGUCGAACAUUCACACGUGCGAUUUCUGGGCAACCUGGUGCUCAAUUUGUGGGAUUGCGGUGGCCAGGAGUCGUUCAUGGAGCAAUAUUUUGCCUCCCAGAAGGAUAACAUCUUCCGCAACGUAGAGGUUCUGAUUUACGUGUUCGAUGUGGAAAGUCGUGAAUUGGAGAAGGAAGUGCACUAUUAUCAGUCCUGUUUGGAGGCAAUCAUGCACAACUCACCGGAUGCCAAAAUCUUCUGCCUGGUGCAUAAAAUGGAUCUAGUGGCGGAAGAACAGCGUGAUAUUAUCUUCAAAGAGCGCGAGGCGGAGCUAAAGAAACUUUCCAGGCCGCUGGAGUGUACCGCCUUUCGGACCAGUAUUUGGGAUGAAACUCUGUACAGGGCGUGGAGCAGCAUUGUUUACCAGCUAAUUCCUAACGUGAAAGCGCUAGAACACUCGCUGAACUAUUUUGCCAAUGUCGUCGAUGCCGACGAAGUACUGUUGUUUGAACGAGCUACUUUCCUAGUGAUUUCGCAUUGCCAACGAAAGCAACACAGAGAUAGUCAUCGAUUCGAAAAGGUCUCCAAUAUUAUUAAACAGUUUAAAUUAUCCUGUUCUAAGUUGGGAGCAAAAUUCUCUUCCAUGGAAGUGAGAAAUAGCAUAUUUGCUGCUUUCAUCGACACCUUCACUAGCAACACUUACGUUAUGGUAAUCAUGUCGGACCCUUCUAUCCCCUCCGAAGCCACACUAAUCAACAUUCGGAAUGCUAGGAAAUAUUUCGAAGAAUUAGAAAAUCCCAAUAGUUUGAAUUCGACUAAUGUCAUUCACUCAUCGGGUACCCACACCAAUCAUGGGAUGGUCAACGGAGGGUCUUCCAAUUACUACUCGCAUCAUCAGCAGCUUCAACAACAGUACCUUCAGCAGCAACAGCUUCAACAUCAACAAAAUUCAACCAACCCGUACCACUGAUAUUUAUUCAAAAAGAAAUACUUUUAUUUCAAGUAACACUUCUGAGCAAUCAUCCUGACCCAGUCGCCAUAGUGUUGCUUCGUACCAUAAUCUUCCCGCAGGUUUUCUCCUCUGAUUUGACCUACUGAUAGUCAUAAGUACAGUGAACUUUUCGCCUUUCGUACAUGAUCAUAGAUUAUAUAAAUAACGAAGUCUGUUGCAAUUUAAUCCAAUAUGAUUCAAUGUUUUAGUUUAACAAAUUGUUAUGCUUUAAUCACUAAGUGAAGUUUAUCAAACGAAGAAAUUCAAACCAAUCAGCCAUUGAUUCCGACGGCUCCAGGAAAUGCGUUUCCAGCUACCAAAUCGAGCUACCAGGUUAGAAUAUACUUAAUGGUUUGAGCUAUCGACAUACCUUUUUCGUUGACUGAAACAAAAGGGAAUUUAAUCAUAAUUCUACCUGUCAAUGUAAAAAGUGAAAUGAAUUGAAUUUAUGAAAACUGGAAGAGCCAAAAGGAAAUAAAAAUUUAAUAAGAAA